Messenger RNA from Saccoglossus kowalevskii, 1836 nucleotides. Its product is annotated as nonsense-mediated mRNA decay factor SMG5-like. Gene Ontology annotation, molecular function: protein binding; telomeric repeat DNA binding; telomerase RNA binding. The record is from RefSeq and is a predicted model, not a curated record. NCBI's taxonomy places the organism in Eukaryota, Metazoa, Hemichordata, Enteropneusta, Harrimaniidae. Gene Ontology annotation, biological process: nuclear-transcribed mRNA catabolic process, nonsense-mediated decay. Gene Ontology annotation, cellular component: telomerase holoenzyme complex.
UCUUGGAUUCAAUCAGAAGGCUUGAAAAUGCAGCCAAGGGGAAGAAUAGUUAUCGAGAUGUAUUCCAGAUGGAAACUAUUGCUGUUAGAAACAGGUUGAAAGACCUUUGUGAACGCAUGAUGUUUCUCAAUCCUGAAAACUAUGGCAGAAAAGCUGAAGAACUUUUAUGGAGAAAAGUAUUCUAUGAUGUUAUACAGUUAAUAAAACAAAAUAGAAAGCAUGUACGCGGAGGAAGUUCUCUGGAGUGUGCUUAUAGGACACAUCUGUCAUCAGCUGUGGGUUACUAUCACCAUCUACUUAAUAAAGUACAGAUUGAAUUCAAUAUAAAUGUGGAUGGUGUAGUGGACUGGAUACAUGUAACAGAUUCACAAACACACACAGACAAGAAAGAAAACAAAAAACCAGUAGACCCUAAAGCUGUCGAAUGGGCAAAGAACUGUUGCCAUCAUUGCUUGGUGUAUCUUGGUGAUCUUGCACGCUAUCAACAAGAUCAGGAUGGGUACAGGAGCACGGUUUUAUCCCAGCGUUACUAUCAUCAAGCCUUGUUAUGGAAUGCAGAUAUUGGUAUGCCACAUAACCAGCUUGGUACCCUGUCUGGUAACCGACACCAGAGUUGUGAUGCAGCGUAUCACUACAUGAGAUGUUUGAUGACAUUUUCUCCGUUUGAUGGUGCACAUGCCAAUUUGCAAAGAUUGCUGGAAAAAAACAGAAGACGAUACAAGGAAUUACCACAAUCUGACCUCCGAGAUUUACCACCAGAUCUACAAAGACCAAAAGAUAUAAAGAAACUUCUGAUAGAAUUUAUGUAUUUACUUGAUAUUCUGCAGCCAGACUCAACUGCUAGCACUGCUGAAAUAUCUGAGGUGUGUCAACGAGUCCUCCAUGAUUUCAACUUGUGUAUGUAUUACACACACAGCAACGGUGAUCAGCCAAUCAUGCCAUCUAUAAGAGGUGCUGAAGAUGACAAAGAACAGUUUAUACCAGAUGAUUUAGUCUUCAAGAUUGUUGUUAUGUGUUUGAUUACUAUUUAUAGACUACAAGAGACAGGUUCUGAGCAGGUUUCAGCCUCUAUAGCAUUUACAUUGGCAUUAUUUUCACAUGUAUUGAACCACUUAAAUUCUCGUAUUCAGUCAUCAUUGUAUGACAUGGAGCAUCCGUUAGCUAUCAUAGACAGUAAUGACAAAGAUGAUUCCGUGCUAUUAUGCAGUAGUGGGCAUGAAAGUGAAGAGGAUGACCAACUAACACCCCAGAGUACAGGUACCAUUACACCAGGCAAUAGUCAAGAUGUUACUUAUGGAAACAACUCACUAAAGAACAGAAAGAAACCACAAACCAAGAGAGUGCGAGCGAUACAUAAACUACGAAGACAGAGACGAGGACUGGAAGAUGAUUUAGAUCUAAGUGAAGGAGAAGAAGACUUAGGAAGCAGCCAAUCAGAUUACAGUGAUUCAGACAGUGAAUUGUCAGCAGAUGAUGUGCUUGUCUCGGAUUCUGACAGUGAGGAUGAAUCAUUGAUGGAGAGUCAGGAGUUGACGCCAGGUUUUGCCUCUCGUACUCACUUACUCAGUGAUAACCAUUAUCAAGAACCAUCUAAAGAAGAUAUCAGCAACAACGUUUCCCUUACUAAUAAUCUAAAAGACAUGUCAAACCAAUUGUUUUCACAGAAUCCAAGUGCUAGUUUCUUGAGAAGGAACAUUCGGUUGGCACCAACUUUUGAUGCAUAUGUUCUGGAUGCCAAGGCACAGGGAGAAAGCAAAACUAGUGAAGUGGCGAUAGAGGACGGCGAUAGAGGAGAACCGACAAAGGUGAUAACUGAAGAUCCUGAAGAUGAUGAAG